Messenger RNA from Juglans microcarpa x Juglans regia, 2801 nucleotides. Its product is annotated as potassium transporter 4. The transcript is spliced from 9 exons. NCBI's taxonomy places the organism in Eukaryota, Viridiplantae, Streptophyta, Magnoliopsida, Fagales, Juglandaceae. Bases 139 to 2481 code for a protein of 780 amino acids. Gene Ontology annotation, biological process: potassium ion transmembrane transport; cell tip growth. The record is from RefSeq and is a predicted model, not a curated record. Gene Ontology annotation, molecular function: potassium ion transmembrane transporter activity. Gene Ontology annotation, cellular component: membrane.
GAAGGAUUAUGUUGUGAAAAGGGAGGAUUGAGAUGGCAGAGAGAAACUUGGGUUCAAACUCAUCCUGAGCUUCGUUUACUGCCAGUACAAACAUACGCGCACAAUCCACAGAGGCUCGCUCGUUUGGCUGUCUUCUCCAUGGAGCCAGAGUCUGGAAUUCCGACUCCUCGAAGCACUUCCCCGCUUUCGUGGGUGAAUCUAUCGAAGAACCUAAUAUUAGCUUAUCAAAGCUUUGGUGUAGUAUACGGAGACUUGAGCACUUCACCUCUGUAUGUUUAUGCUAGCACAUUGCAGAAGCAUCAAAAUGAGGAAGCAAUAUUUGGUGCAUUUUCCUUAAUUUUCUGGACACUGACAUUGAUACCCUUGCUCAAAUACGUCUUUAUUGUGCUGAGUGCAGAUGACAACGGUGAAGGUGGGACGUUUGCUCUUUACUCGCUACUUUGCAGGCAUGCAAAGUUUAGCUUACUUCCCAAUCAACAAGCAGCCGAUGAGGAGCUCUCAGCCUAUAAAUAUGGCCCCUCAUCACAGGCCGCAGCCUCUUCCCCACUGAAGAGAUUUUUGGAGAAGCAUAAAAGGCUGCGAACAGCCCUACUUCUUGUGGUACUGUUUGGUGCUUGCAUGGUUGUAGGGGAUGGAGUGCUUACUCCUGCAAUUUCAGUUCUAUCAUCGGUGUCAGGACUACAAGUUACAGAAGAGAAGUUAACUAAUGGUGAAGUCCUCUUGAUUGCCUGUGUUAUAUUGGUGGGCCUGUUUGCUCUCCAACAUUGUGGCACCCACAAAGUAGCAUUUAUUUUUGCACCAGUUGUGAUCAUCUGGUUGGUAUCGAUUUUUUCCAUUGGGCUGUACAACACUCUUCAUUGGAAUCCAAAGAUUGUGCGUGCAUUUUCCCCACAUUAUAUUAUCAAGUUUUUUAGUGAGAAUGGUAAAGAUGGCUGGAUUUCUCUCGGAGGGAUUCUUCUUUCUAUAACUGGUACUGAAGCUAUGUUUGCAGAUCUUGGUCAUUUCACUGCCUUGUCAAUAAGGCUCGCAUUUGCAUUUGUUAUAUACCCUUGUUUGGUAGUGCAAUACAUGGGUCAAGCUGCUUUCCUUUCAAAAAAUCCGGAAUCCAUUCCUAAAAGUUUUUAUGACUCAAUUCCUGAACCUGUAUUCUGGCCUAUCUUUGUUAUUGCCACCCUUGCAGCAAUUGUUGGGAGUCAGGCUGUUAUUACUGCUACUUUCUCCAUCAUCAAGCAAUGUCAUGCCCUUGGUUGCUUUCCCCGAGUCAAAGUUGUGCACACCUCAAAGCACAUAUAUGGGCAGAUCUACAUCCCAGAAAUAAACUGGAUACUCAUGGUCCUUACUCUUGCCAUAACUAUUGGAUUUCAAGACACAACUAUAAUCGGAAAUGCUUAUGGACUUGCCUGCAUGACAGUGAUGUUCAUCACAACAUUUCUCAUGGCGCUUGUCACAAUCUUUGUUUGGCAGAAAAGUGUCUUGCUGGCUGCAGCAUUCCUUUUCUUCUUCUGGUUUAUUGAGGGUGUAUACUUGUCAUCAGCUUUUAUAAAAGUGCCUCAGGGAGGAUGGGUUCCCCUUGUGCUUUCAUUUAUCUUUAUGAUCAUUAUGUAUGUCUGGCAUUAUGGGACUCGCAAGAAGUACACUUUUGAUCUUCACAAUAAAGUUUCACUAAAAUGGUUACUUGGCCUGGGCCCCAGCCUCGGUAUUGUUCGUGUGCCUGGGAUAGGCCUCAUAUACUCAGAACUGGCGACAGGAGUCCCUGCAAUAUUUUCCCACUUUGUGACAAACCUCCCCGCAUUUCAUAACGUGUUAGUUUUUGUUUGUGUCAAAUCAGUUCCAGUUCCUUAUGUCUCACCUGAAGAACGUUUUCUCAUAGGCCGGAUUUGCCCGAGACCAUAUCGCAUGUAUAGGUGCAUAGUGAGGUAUGGUUAUAAGGACAUUCAGCGAGACAAUGGGGACUUUGAGAAUCAGCUCAUACAAAGCAUUGCGGAGUUCAUCCAGAUGGAAGCAGUAGAACCACAGUUCUCAAGCUCUGAGAGUUCAUCAUUUGACGGGCGAAUGGCUGUUAUAAGUACCAGAACUCUGCAAUCAAGCUCAAGCCUAGUCGUAUCUGAGCAAGAGGAUGUUGGAGUGAGCAACUCCAUCCAAAGCAGCAAGUCUCUAACCCUCCAGAGCUUGCGAUCUAUUUAUGACGAAGAGAACCCACAAAUCAGGAGACGCCAUGUGAGAUUUCACUUACCCCCAAACUCUCUGAUGGAUCCUGCUGUUAGGGAAGAACUAAUGGAUUUGAUUCGGGCAAAGGAAGCAGGGGUUGCAUAUAUCCUGGGACACUCAUAUGUGAAGGCAAGGAGAUCUUCAUCGAUCUUGAAAAAGCUUGUGAUCGAUAUUGGGUAUUCAUUUCUUCGGAAGAAUUGCAGGGGCCCUGCUGUGGCGCUUAACAUUCCUCACAUUAGUCUUAUUGAAGUUGGCAUGAUAUACUAUGUCUAGUCCUUGGAGUAACUUAUUCUUGGCCCUGGUGAUUAUCUUUUCCAUGGAUGGAAAGGGAGGUAGUAUUGCCGUGGGAGAAGGAAUAUGUGCUUAAUGCAAAAGGUAGGAUCUUAGGUCACUGCAAUUUCAUUACAAAGCUUUCUUGGUUCUGUUGCCCUCGUUUCAAUUUGUAUAGACGAUACCAACUGUCAUUAUCAGGCUUAACUUCUUAGUUAUUUUAGGCUAAGUUCUUACUUGAACUUUACAGCUUGAAGUGUGAGGAAAUAUACAUGAUGGAGACACUACAACAUUUAUACAUGCCCGUAUUAUUAUUAUUAUUA